AUGGCUGCGAGACCACAAAACGAGGGCCAUCCCAAGCCAGAUGCUGGCGACACCCUUCUUGUCAUUCAUGACUUCCUUGCGAGAAGCUCUGACGAGCUAAGUCUUGUCAAAGGUGACCGUGUCGAGCUGAUCGAAAGAGACGAUGAAUUUGGUGACGGCUGGUUUCUGGGCAAACACCUUGCGAACGGCAACAGCGGGCUCUUUCCCGAAGUGUACACACGACCUGCACCGAAAAUCCAACAUGCGAAUGCCCCUUUGAACCAUGUACCCAGCGCCAAAGCGAUCGAAUCGCCAGCUGAGCCAUCGCAAAAUAUAGGGAGUUCUAACACAGUUGACCCUGCCCAAAGCGUGUCCGUUCCGGCCACACCACCUGUUGCGUCUCCUUCGAGUACAGAUGCUGCAACUCCCGUAACGCUUCCCCUGAAUGCAGCCAAGAAAGACGACGUCCCAAGCCAGCCUCAGCCAUCAAUCUCCGGACCCAGUUUUGGCUCGCUCAGCAGUCUCGAGGCCGGCCCGGACAGCCACGUUCUCCACGAGACAUUGAAUGUCAUUGACGAACACAUAACCGAUCUACGAUCUCCGCCAAGCUCAAGUGGUCUUCGUGCCGCCACCAACGAUUCGGGCAGCGAAUACAGCACCCAACUCGAUCAUCGGCUCUCCUACAUCCAGGGUGAAGAGACAGAUGAAGAAGAAGAGGGGGCUCACUCAAGGCUCGAAGUGGAGGCAUGGUCGCCUGACCAAGUCGCGGAGCAUCUUUUCACGGCAGGUGUCGAAAAGCAUCACUGUGAAGUGUUUCGCGAUCAGGAGAUUACUGGCGACGUUCUUUUGGGCAUGGACCAGAGUUCUCUUUUCAUCAAAGCAUUCGACCUGGGGUCUGUGGGACGGCGGCUUAAGACAUGGCAGAAGAUCAAAGCACUGCAGGACGAAUGUAAUGGGCAGGGCAUUGCCACUAAAAGGACGACGCAGACGUACGGCAGCGAUGCUGGCUCGGAUGGUAGACGGACCCGAAGUAGGACAAGCACCAUGACCAACUCCAUGCACAGAUUACCACCGGGCGACGACAGGACCAUGUCGAUACAAACGAGACGCCUAUCCAUCACACAAACACCACGGAUGGAAGCAGCAGGGCUCGUUUCGCCCAUCUCCUCGACGAAGCAACCCUCAUUUGACAGGAACUGGUCACUCGGGAAUGCCUUUUCAUCGCCACGCCCUCUCUCUUCUGCCGGAUUACAGGACGCAAUGCAUCAGUCUGGACUUAGUGUGCAGGAAACGGCACCUGACCUGGAUCGCGGAUAUUUCAGUGGGAAUGAAGUGGAUGGCCGGCGGCGUAAUGUGCUGAGGAAACGCGACAGCGGUGCUCAUUCGAAGAAGAACAGCUACGCUGACGAGCAACGUGUGCGAAGUGCAACAGCGAUAUCAAGACACUCGCGGUAUGGGAGCAUUGAUGCUCCUCGCGAAGGUGCACCAUCUGCAGCUGCACAAAAGUACUACGGUCUCCAAUCAGGCCCUCAUAAACGUGCCACGUCUACCAGCACUACUCGAUCUAUCCCACGCGUACCAUCGAUCCGGGAAGUACCGUCACCCGUUGUCACCAAGCUUGAUAGCGCGUCCAGAGACUUGCCUCUCGUUUCGGGGUCGCCUGCCAAUAGGCAAAACGUAAACUCUGACUGGUUGGCGUCGCUUGUCAAUAAGCCCACAGUCAAGAUUGGCGGCUUGAGAGCGACUUCGGACAUCUCAUCUGGAGAGCGCGUACGAAUCACGUCACCCGUCGAUACGACUGUCAAGGAUUCGCCUCUGCCUUCUCCUGCACCAACGGGGUCCAGCACGCCGUCCGCAGGGCCGAGCUUCGACCUGGAAUCGCCUGGAAAUGGGAAAAUGAGCCCUAGCACCACGACAACAGCCGCUAGUAAAAACAGCCGCAGGAAGGGAAAGAAGGAAACAAGCGCCUAUCAACGAGGACUGCAGAAGAUUGGACCGAAAGAGGCCAUGAAAGACGCAGAUUACAGCGGGUGGAUGAAAAAGAAGAGCUCGAAUCUGAUGACGACCUGGAAGCCUCGACUUUUUGUCCUGAAAGGAAGACGUCUGGCCUACUUCUAUUCAGAAAAUGACCAGCAAGAGAAGGGCUUGAUCGAUAUCUCUUUCCACCGUGUGCUGCCAGCAGACAAUGAGAAGCUGACAGGUCUUCACGCGACCCUGACUGGGGCGGGAUCUGCCGCAGCACCUGCCGCCAGCACUCUCGCGCAACCAGAGGUCGCCCUGGACAAGGGAGACGACUCGAUGUUUAUUUUCAAGCUCGUACCCCCGCGCACAGGACUGACCCGCGCGGUCAAUUUCACCAAGCCCACAGUCCACUAUUUUGCAGUCCCUAAUCUGCAGCAGGGACGACUAUGGAUGGCAGCUCUCGUCAAGGCUACCAUCGACCGGGACGAUACUCAACCUAUAACCACGACAUACCAGCAGAAGACCAUAUCACUUGCGAAAGCAAGGGCCAUGCGUCACCGACCACCUGCACUAAUGAACCUGGACGAGACACCCGAGGAGGACAAGAAGAACGUGGGAGUCUCCAACAAGGACGCAAAUCUCCUCGGUAUUCAUUUCGGCGAGACGGACAGUGGUGUGUCCGGCUUGGAGAAGCCGGGCCCACAAAAGGUAGAAAGCGCCAACGCGCAGAAGCUCUUCUUUGAUGCUGAAAGCAGUGCCACUCCUCCGCCUCAGAGCGCAUAGAGGCGCCUACGGGGUUUACGGCCACUGCGAAAGAAUGCUGGCGAGACCCCGGCAGCGUGAUUGGAGCCUGGCUUGGUCAACUUCGUCAGUGCGUCAUCGUUGAUAUUUCGAUUUCUGGAGACACAAUUAAUGAAGAGGUGGUUCGAGCGCGAAACGCAUUUAACACUGCAGCUGAUAGUUUGAGUGUUAUCAUCAUUGGGAAGAGAUACUCGUCAUCGAUCCAGACAUUCGCCGAAUCAAGGCCACCCAUCCCAGUCUGGCCCCUUGUCGGGUUCAGGAGCCCUGGGGCGUUGGCCUUAAGAUCUGGUCUGCGAUGGUGUCGAUGAUGCCCCUGUAGCAGGGGGUAACGGGGCAGGGAGCUCUGAGACGCGAUACGCCACCGACCAGCGUGUACAUGGUUUGCUUGUUCAUGAGUACAAUGACGGCUGGUUCUAGCUAGACAUAUCUACUAUCCUGGUAGAUCACCUAUAUGAUGCGGACAAUUUCAGUUCGAAAUGUUCUUUA
Molecule: messenger RNA, 3228 nt
Organism: Verticillium alfalfae VaMs.102
Lineage: Eukaryota; Fungi; Ascomycota; Sordariomycetes; Glomerellales; Plectosphaerellaceae
Exons: 4
Coding region: 1-2724 (907 amino acids)
Biological process (GO): actin cytoskeleton organization
Cellular component (GO): plasma membrane
Molecular function (GO): protein binding
Source: RefSeq, a predicted model, not a curated record